Messenger RNA from Pipistrellus kuhlii (Kuhl's pipistrelle), 2507 nucleotides. It is a transcript of the gene RAB37, whose product is annotated as RAB37, member RAS oncogene family. The transcript is spliced from 9 exons. Bases 426 to 1178 code for a protein of 250 amino acids. The record is from RefSeq and is a predicted model, not a curated record. NCBI's taxonomy places the organism in Eukaryota, Metazoa, Chordata, Mammalia, Chiroptera, Vespertilionidae. Gene Ontology annotation, cellular component: Golgi apparatus; endosome. Gene Ontology annotation, molecular function: GTP binding; GTPase activity.
CUCGUUCACUGAGAAUCAGGAACCGUGAGCUCCCAGAUCGCAAUGCCCUGCGAAUGCAGCCGGGUCGCUGAGCCUCCGGAGACCCCAUAGCUGAAUGAGAUACGCACGGGCCGCUGGCUAGGCUGAAAGCUGGCAUCCCUCCCUGCAUCCUGGAGUCACGAGACAGACCAACCAGGUGUCAGAACUCGGGUCCCAGGCACACGAGGGCAGCAUCGCUGUGCUGAAAGGUCAAGGUCUCAGACCUGCGCUCCAGGUAACCUCCAAGGUGCCGGGGGAGCUGUCCAGUGCUGAACCCGCAUGCGGCCUCGCCCAUGGGACUUAGACCCCUGCCUGCAGCACCCAGCUGAGCCUGGAGCCUGGACCCAGCUUCCCGAAGCUCUGACACAGAACGCGGGAGAGCGGGAUCAGCGGACUCGGAGCCGGACAUGGAUCUGCAGACCCUCGGCUCCUACCAGGGGGGAGCUGGCCCUGACUUCUAUGAGCAUGUCCUGCAUAAGACCAUCCUGGUGGGCGACAGCGGCGUGGGGAAGACAUCUCUGCUGGUCCAGUUCGACCAGGGCAAGUUCAUCCCCGGCUCCUUCUCGGCCACUGUGGGCAUCGGAUUCACGGUGAUGCUUCUGGGAGACUCGGGCGUCGGGAAAACCUGUUUCCUGAUCCAAUUCAAAGACGGGGCCUUCCUGUCCGGGACCUUCCUAGCCACCGUCGGCAUAGACUUCAGGAACAAGGUGGUGACCGUGGACGGCGUGAGGGUGAAGCUGCAGAUCUGGGACACCGCCGGGCAGGAGCGGUUCCGCAGUGUCACCCACGCUUACUACCGAGAUGCCCAAGCCUUGCUCCUGCUGUAUGACAUCACCAACAAGGCCUCCUUCGAAAACAUCCGGGCCUGGCUCACGGAGAUUCAUGAGUACGCCCAGAGGGAUGUGGUGAUCAUGCUGCUAGGCAACAAGGCAGACGUGAGCAGUGAGAGGGUGAUUCGCUCGGAAGACGGAGAGACGCUGGCCAGGGGAGCUGAAGUACAGAGCCGGGCAGCAGGCCGGCGAGCCCAGCUUCCAGAUCCGAGACUACGUGGAGUCCCAGAAGCAGCGGCCCGGCUGCUGCUCCUUCCUGUGAAACCGAGGGGCCGAGGGACGGCUCCCGGGGCCCGCGGGGACGCAGCCUUCUCCCCAGGACCUGGCUGACUCAGCGGCUAAGCCAAUGCGGGGAGAGAGUUGGGGGCCGAGUGCAAUUGGGGGCUGUACCCCCACCCCUACCUUAGUUCCUGUAGCUUCCCUGCAUCGCCAGGGAGGGUCAACUAUUUGUAUUUCACUUUAGUGAAACAUAAUCCAACACACACACACACACACACACAAAGGGGUACCAGAAAGCCAAGGUAGGGACGUGAUGGCCUUAGCCUUCUGGUAGAUACUAGGACUCGGGGGCUGGGCCUCCCUCCUAGGCGCUUGUGGGGCGGGAGGGCAGGCAGGGACCCUGUUCCCACCCUCAGUGAGGCUGGGGAGAGGCUGACCGGACCCCAGACUUCAUUUCCUCCAGCUCCCCAGGGGCCAGUCUCCCCCAGAAGAUGGGCCGUUGUGCCGGGAGCUAGACCAAAGCCUGUCUCUUAUCAGGGAAGAUAAGAGCUGUGGAGAUUGGGCAGGGCCCAGCUCCCGGCCUGGCAGGGGGAGGGGAGUAGCGGAGAGCGGGGUCUGUUUGGCUACCUCUGGCCUUACCAGCCCCCUCCAGGAGGCGCAGCCCUUCCCCUCCUGCUCACAAGCACAACGGGCGGGCGGGCGCUCGGGAGCCUUCGGUUGCUAUUCUCUGGGCCUCCCUGCACUCCUGGUUGGACUUUCCUCUCCGCUGUGCCCGAGAGUAGAUUCUCAGAUCCCAAUAGUCCGCAGGCUAUUUCUUCCAACAGCUGCAGUGCUUCUCCUGGGGAAAGGGCCGGUGAGAGGGAAACCCCUAACGCCAGAGCAGGUGGGAAACAAACCGCGCCCUAGUGCUAACCCAAGUGCUGCCUCUCAAACAGGCCCCAGGGCCGGAACUGCUCUCCCUCCCCCCCUCCUGAGACAGCUAGGGGAGGGGAGGCCCCCGGGUCUGGGUUAACCAGAAUGUGUGCGACACAAGGUUGCGUGGGGAAAGCUGGGGUGGGGAAAGGGGCAGCAAAUCACACGUCUCCCAAAGCCCUGACCCCAGCAACGGGAAGGGGGCAGGAGGCACGCAGGUCCCAACCUAGAGGCGCCCAUGCUCUGGCUCCCCAGGCCAGGGGCAGGGGAGAGGGGCGAGAACGAGGUGCGCACCGGGCAUGUCUGAGGCCACUGCGUCUGCUUCCAGGGCAGAAAUCUCGCGGUCGGGUCCGAGAGCGGAGUCAGCGCGGGCCCUGAUAAGGAAGCUCUCCUCGGCCUCUCCCAGGCCGAGCAGGGAGGAGCCUGACCUUGCCCAGGGCAGGUCUCUGGGGAUCCAGUCACUCGGGCUGCUCUGGGCCGCUGGCACUUUGUUUUUUUCAGAAUUAAAUUGCAGUAUUUUGGAAAGUA